AUGGAGAUGAUCCAACAUAACUAUGUGACUGUUAGAGGGCUAAAACAUCAUGUUGCUGAGAUUGGAACAGGUCCAGCUGUGGUUUUCCUACAUGGGUUUCCCGAAAUAUGGUAUUCAUGGAGGCAUCAGAUGGUAGCUGUGGCUAAUGCCGGAUUUCGGGCUAUUGCCCCUGAUUUCAGAGGCUAUGGGUUGACUGAAAUUCCUGCUGAGCCUGAAAAGACUACAUUCAAGGACCUUGUGGAUGACCUCCUGGAUUUGUUUGAUUCUUAUCAGCUUCCAAAGGUUUUUCUUGUUGGGAAAGAUUUUGGAGCUCGGGUUGUUUACCAUUUCACACUGCUUCACCAAGACAGAGUUUCAGGGGUUGUCACAAUGGGUUUACCGUUCAUGCCUAUUGGUCCCGAUGCGACCCUGGAUUCUCAUCCAAAAGGCUUCUACGUUAUGAGAUGGAGGGAACCAGAGAGACCAGAAGCAGACUUUGGCCGAUUCGAUAUCAAGACAGUGGUGAAGAAAAUAUACAUUCUCUUCACAGAAAGUGAGCUGCAAGUUGCUAGAGAAGAUCAGGAAGUACUGGAUCUGGUUGAUGAAUCUGCACCUCUGCCUCCAUGGUUUACUGAAGAAGAUCUGGAGAACUAUGCCCAACUGUAUGAGAAUUCUGGUUUUCGAACUGCGUUGCAGAUUCCGUAUAGGGGUUGGUUGGAAUACGAUGGAGUCGAGGAUCCAAGAGUAGAUGUUCCUUCCUUGCUGAUAAUGGGAGAAAAGGACUAUGCUAUGCAUUUUUCAGGUAUGGGAGAUUAUAUAAAGAGUGGAAUGGUGAAAAAGUAUGUUCCUGAUCUGGAGAUAACUUUUGUCCCGGAAGGAAACCACUUCAUUCAGGAGCAACUUCCAGAUAAGGUGAACCAGCUUCUGAUUGCAUUCCUUAAUAAGCUCAUCAAAUGA
Oldenlandia corymbosa var. corymbosa is the source of this 936-nucleotide messenger RNA. The record is from the annotation of a GenBank genome assembly. NCBI's taxonomy places the organism in Eukaryota, Viridiplantae, Streptophyta, Magnoliopsida, Gentianales, Rubiaceae.